Lontra canadensis (Northern American river otter) is the source of this 1895-nucleotide messenger RNA. It is a transcript of the gene NIT2, whose product is annotated as nitrilase family member 2. The record is from RefSeq and is a predicted model, not a curated record. NCBI's taxonomy places the organism in Eukaryota, Metazoa, Chordata, Mammalia, Carnivora, Mustelidae. Gene Ontology annotation, cellular component: mitochondrion. Bases 37 to 888 code for a protein of 283 amino acids. The transcript is spliced from 10 exons. Gene Ontology annotation, molecular function: omega-amidase activity. Gene Ontology annotation, biological process: oxaloacetate metabolic process; L-glutamine metabolic process.
UGCGCUUCAGAGACCUCCUUUCGGGCCGCGCUACCGAUGGUGCUACCUGGGAGAGCAAUGGCCACUUUCCGCUUGGCCCUUAUCCAGCUUCAGGUUUCUUCCGUCAAAUCAGAUAACGUCACUCGAGCCUGCGGCCUCGUCCGGGAAGCAGCAACACAAGGAGCCAAGAUCGUUUCUCUGCCAGAAUGCUUUAAUUCUCCAUAUGGCACGAAAUAUUUUCCUGAAUAUGCGGAAAAAAUUCCUGGUGAAUCCACACAGAAGCUUUCUGAAGUAGCAAAGGAGUGCAGCAUUUAUCUCAUUGGAGGUUCUAUUCCUGAAAAGGAUGCUGGGAAAUUAUAUAACACCUGCACCGUGUUUGGGCCUGAUGGAACUUUACUGGUAAAAUACAGAAAGCUCCAUCUGUUUGACAUUGAUGUGCCUGGGAAAAUUACAUUUCAAGAGUCUGAAACACUGAGUCCCGGUGAUAGUUUCUCCACAUUUGAUACUCCUUACUGCAGAGUGGGCCUGGGCAUCUGCUACGACAUGCGCUUUGCAGAGCUCGCACAAGUCUACGCACAGAGAGGCUGCCAGCUGUUGGUAUAUCCCGGAGCUUUUAAUAUGACCACUGGACCAGCCCACUGGGAGUUGCUUCAACGAGGCCGGGCUGUUGAUAAUCAGUUGUACGUGGCCACAGCAUCUCCUGCCCGGGAUGAUCAGGCCUCGUAUGUUGCCUGGGGACACAGCACUAUUGUGAGUCCUUGGGGGGACGUCCUUGCCAAAGCCGGCACCGAAGAGACCAUCGUGUGUUCAGACAUAGACCUGAAGAAGUUGGCUGAAAUACGCCAGCAAAUCCCCAUUUUCAGCCAGAAACGAUCAGACCUCUAUGCAGUGGAGGCAAAAAAGCCCUAAGGUUUAUGUUUUUAACAUGUCACGGAACAGGAGGAUAUGUUUCUGCAAUGUAAUCCUCUCCCUGAUGAAUUCUUCAGAGUUUUUUUUGUUUGUUUGUUUGUUUUUUAAAUUCAGCUUUUUCCCUUCCUGGAAACUCUCUAAUGAGAUGGUGGAGCAUCAGCACAGGGUACUUUUCACACCAUAUUAAAUAGUUAAAAAGGACUCGGGCUCUGGCAUUGAGAGGAGGAGGAAGAGAGGAUUACUGGACACCUUCUAGACUAGGUUGCCUCCUAGUAGUUGGUAACAGUACCAGACCUUGGUAUCCAGGUUGUCUCAUGUGGUACAAAUAUGUUUGUGUCACACACGCCUCUUACCUCAUUGCUGGGGUUGGGAGUCUGUUAUGGAGAAACCUUGGUCUAGUGCUAGUGCUCUUCCGAGGAGGAUGUUCAAGUUAUGUUUUUAGCCUGUGCGCAGCCCUGGGGAGCAAGGCAGUGGACCCUUGGUGUUUGCUGGAGGAGAUGGCAGUCCCAGUCCUUCCUAGCUGCCUGGGGGUUCUUUCUUCAAAUUCAAGAAGGAGCUAAUGAAUCAAGCCCAGACCCUCCUGGUCUUAGGGGAAGGGUUGUGUCAACUGUGAGUCUUACGGGAGAAUGGCAGUGGUGGCAUUUGGUCAAGGCAGCUAAAGAUGAGCCUCUGCAAAAGACUUUCUUGACGAGGUGAGUGCCUGAAAAUCUCUUUGUUUUUCUCCCUAGUAACACUUUCUAGCUUGAGAAAGGCAAAUGUUUAGCUGGAGGUUUUUCAGCAUCCUUUUCCACAAUUAAAAGUUAAGAAUUCCAGUGCACUUUAUUUUUAUGUUAUAUGUUGGGCUGGUAAACGUUUAACAACCAGCUGUCCCCCCAAAAGCCCUGAUUUUGCAGUAGCAUUUGCCAGUUUCCAUGGUGUUAAUACUUUUGCCCUGUGGCCAAGGUUCAGACUAACAGUACAACACCUCUAAACAGAGCUGGAAAUAAAAGCACAGUUGGCACUUGUGA